GACGUUGGAGUUGCAGAGGACUGCAACUGCGCAGGACAUUUUCUAGGCCCCGGAGAGCGAACCGAAGGUGUUUGUGCUGGCUGAGCAGACAUCUUGCACAACGAGCCAUCUCCUCAGCCCCCAGACUGCAUAUUUUCUGGGGAGUUCACUUUUUUUCUUUAGAGUUAUCUUCGCAAGGAUAAGAAGCCUGACAAAGAGGGGCAUACCAUGCUGAAACGGAAAAUUAGCCCUGUUGAAGAAGGAGAAGCCAUGGGUCCACCUAAGAAAAGUUAUACUCUGGACAUGGUGUCACAUGAAUCUCUUGAAGCUUCUGCUGAGGCAAAGGGAGAAGGUGCUCUUGUUAGCCAGAAGGCCCAGGUGGGGAUGGUGGAGGCUGAUCCGAAAGUCUGCGCACAGAACUGUGCUUCCAAACAGCUUAUGCCUGUGGCAGGAGAAGCCGUUCUCCCCAUGCCAGGAGAUUCUCGGCCUGAAGACUCUCUUCAUCGCAAGGAUGGUGGCCACGACACAGUUGUGGGGGGAAGUGUUAACAGUGACUCCUCUGAAGGCACUUCCAAGGCUCCAGCAAUGUCUUCAUCAGAAGCUCGGCCCUAUGUUUCUUCACUGAGUUCAAAUUUGUCCAAUAACGAAAUAAAAUGUGCCCUGAUGACAGAAAUCCGACGCUUUGGACGACGAUACGGAAGGCUUUUCAAGAUCCUUGAAGAAGUGCAAGGACCUCUGGAAGUCAGGAUACAGUUAGNUGAGUUCUCCAUCAAGGAGGCGGCAAGGUUUAAAAGACGCCAUUUAAUCCAGUAUCUGGAGAAGAUACUGGAAAAAUUAAAGUCUGAAAGGUCUUCCAACAAUGAUGAGUGAUCUACACUCAAGAGUGUGAUCCUGCUGUUACAGUGGUCAGCAAGAUUCAGCAAAUAGUUCAGAGUGAUUACAAUGUAAAAGGAGGAUGCUGAGACCUCCUAGCAUGUGUUAGCUAAAAUAAUUACCCCUGAGAAAACUGUCUUAAACUACUCAAUAAAUGGCUGGCUUUUGCCCUGUGUUUUGUUUGAAA
This is a messenger RNA of Mus caroli (Ryukyu mouse), 1039 nucleotides long. The record is from RefSeq and is a predicted model, not a curated record. NCBI's taxonomy places the organism in Eukaryota, Metazoa, Chordata, Mammalia, Rodentia, Muridae.